Molecule: messenger RNA, 1185 nt
Organism: Westerdykella ornata
Lineage: Eukaryota; Fungi; Ascomycota; Dothideomycetes; Pleosporales; Sporormiaceae
Exons: 2
Coding region: 66-908 (280 amino acids)
Biological process (GO): regulation of transcription by RNA polymerase II; termination of RNA polymerase II transcription
Cellular component (GO): core mediator complex; mediator complex
Molecular function (GO): transcription coregulator activity
Source: RefSeq, a predicted model, not a curated record
UGCACGUGUAAUUCACGCAGACUUCCGCCUUACCUCCGCAUCCGCGGCUCUUUUGGAGAAGGCUAAUGUCUUGCUACGAAUUGCUGCUCGAGGAUCAGAUCUGGCAAGCCCGCCAUGAGCAGGUCCUCAAGGUCCUUGCAGGCGUCGCUGCCCACCAGCCCGUUCCCCUCCUCAGACGUCAGAUUGUCUACCGACCGGAUCGCGAGCCCGAAGAAGCCCUCUCUCACCUGAAGCGGGGCGGCAGCCAAGCCGUCGACCUCAAGACUGUAACCAAGACUGCACAGCAGAAACAACAGCAACAGGCCCGCGCGAGGGAUCUAUAUUGCACCAGGCUACACCAGGAAUUGGACAAGGACGACCUUGACCCUGCACGGCGCCGGCAUCACCACAAUGGCAACCACAACAACACCCUCAGCGCUGACGACGGAACAAGGUGGUCUUGGGUGUUUGAGGAGGUCCCAAUUGCUGGUGGCAGAGAUGGCUUAACCGUGAGGAAGGCCAGCAGCACCGAUUUCGUCGCUGGAGACCCUCACGCUUAUUUGAUCGACAAUGGCUACAAGUUCGUAACGGAGUACUACGUCUCAGGCCACCGGUUCAUGCAUGGCAACAUCGAACUCACUCUCUACCGCAUCCUCCACGAGCCCGACGUCCGCCUCUCACAAACUGCUCCGAAGAUCGUGCUGCCUAGCCUCGACGACCUGAAGCUCGUCGAUCCGAGCGGCGCUUACCUGGUCGAAGCCAAGUUGCGCGUCGAGGACAUCAACAUUGAGCCUUUGGCCAGGCAGUGCUGUCAGGAGAUGAACGAGUUCAGGGAGAUGAUGAAGGGCUGUGUCAAUUUUGAGGCUCCAGAUCGUCUGGAACUGGACUACAGGUUGAAGCCUGCCGAUACCCAGCGCGUUGCCCGGUAAUGGCAUGGUUUUCGGACGCAUUGAUACUGGAGUUAUACUCGGAUGCUACUACGAGCAGGUUCUUUUAGAAGCAUCAUGACGUGGCGUCGUUCUGGGAGUUUUGCUGACCUUGCUUCUUCUUCUGGUACGGCACGUCCUGGCACAGGAGCAAUUGGAUAGAAUUAUUUGAUGAUUAAUAAUGUAUAAGGGGCCUGUAGGCGGAGGCGGAUAUAGGCCAAUUGUCAGAUGGCUUCAACUCUUGUCAAGGGCUCGUUGAACAAAUGUUAAACAUUUCCAG